AUGAUAAAACUUCUUCCACUGCUGCUGUCAAGCUCAGCUGCCCUGGGCGGCGCAUCUCAUCCCUCAGCAUCUGAUGCUCGGAGUUUUCAGAGUCACAUCAAGUACUACGAGGAUGCAAGAGCGGCGACACAACAGCAGGCAGCCUUCGUUAGAGGCGUGUCAAACGCUUCACAGACGAUAUCAUACCUAACAAACAAGACAAUACCUUUCGUGGUGAAUGGUACGGGCUUGCCACUGGUAGAUUGGGAUAUUGGCGAGUCAUAUGCAGGGCUUUUGCCCAUUUCACAAAAUGCUACCGAGACUCGAAAAUUGUUCUUUUGGUUCUUCCCUUCAGAAAACCCCGCAGCCACCGACGAGAUUGCGGUAUGGUUUACCGGAGGACCUGGAUGCUCGUCCAUGUUAGGUCUUUUGCAGGAGAAUGGGCCAAUUCUCUGGCAGACCGGGACGUUCAAGCCGACGCAGAAUCCGUAUGCCUGGAAUAAACUCACGAACAUGGUAUGGAUCGACCAACCUGUAAAGACUGGUUAUUCAGUCGGCGAGCCAGACAUCUUAAACGAAGAUGACCUUGUCCGAGAGUUCAAAGGAUUUUGGAAGAAUUUCAUGGAUACUUUUGAUCUUCAUCACCGAAAGAUUUACUUGACUGGUGAAUCAUACGCUGGGUUCUACGUUCCGUACAUUAGCGACGGCUUUCUGAAAGAGAACGACACUGAAUAUUUUAACAUCAAGGGUAUUGCCAUUAAUGACCCGUUGAUUGGUGAUACACAGUUUCAGCAAGAGAUAAUCCUUCCAGACUUCAUUGAUUACUGGAACACAGUACUGGGAUUAGAUGAGUCUUUCAUGUCAUACAUACGGUCUCAAAAAAAGGAGUGCGGCUAUGCGGAGUAUCUGGAUAAGUAUUUGACCUUUCCGCCGCCAUCUGGGCCAUGGGACGCUCUUCCGGACUACUGUGGGGUCUACUACGACUUCAUCGAUGCUGUGCUAGAGGUGAAUCCUUGCUUCAACGUCUAUCACAUUACAGAUAUGUGCCCUUUCCAAUACAACCCGCUCGGCGUUAUCAAUGGUGGAGAUUACGUGCCUCCUGGGUCCCCUGAAACGUACUUCAAUCGCGAGGACGUCAAAAGAGCUUUGAAUGUUCCAAACGCAGCAUAUUGGUGGGCAUGCUCUCUUAGUGGCGGUUUCGUUGGCGACGACCGAUCGUUGGGUCCCGGCGUCGAUGGUACACUCACAAGGGUUAUCGAGAGCCUUAAUAACACGAUCAUCGGCUCCGGAGCCCUCGAUUUUAUCCUACCAACAAACGGGACGUUGUUGGUUCUUCAAAACAUCACGUGGAAUGGUGCACAAGGUCUACAGCAAAAGCCGUCUACGCCGUUCUUCGUUCCGUCUCACAAAGAACAGAACAGAGGUGCCAUGGCCGGUGCGGGAAAUCUUGGGGUCUGGGGGACCGAGAGGGGAUUAACCUUCUACGAGAUACAGCUUGCCGGCCAUGAACUUCCAGGCUGGUCUGCUGGAAGCGGAUAUCGUAGCAUUGAGCUGCUUCUCGGUCGCAUUAAAGACUUCAGCGAUACAACUCCCCUAGCGAUCUGA
Molecule: messenger RNA, 1584 nt
Organism: Neoarthrinium moseri
Lineage: Eukaryota; Fungi; Ascomycota; Sordariomycetes; Amphisphaeriales; Apiosporaceae
Exons: 2
Coding region: 1-1584 (527 amino acids)
Biological process (GO): proteolysis
Molecular function (GO): serine-type carboxypeptidase activity
Source: RefSeq, a predicted model, not a curated record